Messenger RNA from Phyllopteryx taeniolatus (common seadragon), 3748 nucleotides. It is a transcript of the gene n4bp3, whose product is annotated as NEDD4 binding protein 3. The coding region runs from base 330 to 2228 and encodes 632 amino acids. The record is from RefSeq and is a predicted model, not a curated record. Gene Ontology annotation, cellular component: cytoplasmic vesicle. NCBI's taxonomy places the organism in Eukaryota, Metazoa, Chordata, Actinopteri, Syngnathiformes, Syngnathidae. The transcript is spliced from 10 exons.
AGUGCACAAAGCGAUGAGCAGGUGGAGAGCUGGAAAGUACCAGGCACUCUAUAAUAGCCAAUUUAGUUGACUUGGUGUUAGGUUAGAACAAAACGUGAUUCUGCACAGCCGUCAAGUACAGCUUAAAAAGUAGCUCAGCCUCUUCUUUCAAACCGUGAAGUCCUCCUGCAGGUGAUUGUUUAGGGCUAUGCAGCUCCUUCCCUCCCAUCACACUGACAAACAGGAUGUCAUGUGACCUGGUUAUCAGUCGGGGAAACACAAUAUAGGAUAAGUCGCAGAUUCAAUUGGGCGAACAGGGCACCUUUCCUCCCCUGUGAGCCGUGUAACCAAUGGCAGCCUCGGUCCAGACACUUCCUCGACCUAGUAAAAACUUCCAAAGCCCAUUCCCAGCGCCGUCCUUUUCACCCCGCUACAACAUGGGAAGUGUCGGCAGUCUGGUGGAGAGGCCCGACGUGUCUCCUACGAAAGUGAACCAGGCCGUUCCCCAGGUGAGGCCCAAACCGUCCAAUGGCCUACUAAAAAAAGGUUUCACCCAGAGAGAGCUUCUCAACUACCUCAACAUCCCCAGAAAAGAGCCCAAAGCCAACCAGAGGAGUGGCUCCAACAAGGACAUCAUCGCCUCUGUCGGCGCGCAUAAGGAAGAAAACCUGUAUGCUAAGGUCUUCCACAAAGAUGGCACAGAGAUUGAUUUGACAAAGAACUCACUGCCAAGUGGGAGCAAGUAUGAAAAGGCUCACUUUAGGUCAUCUGCCUUCAUACCUGUCACUCCCAAAAACUUCAGUUCCAUGCAGAACCUGUGUCCAUCUUCCAAAUCAGAGAACCAGGUGGACCACGGGCUAUCUAAUGGGCUGCACAAAGCCUACGCCCAUGUCUCUAAAACUAUGUCCAGUUCCUCUUCCUCAUCGUCGCCCUCUCGUCACGGAGGGUCAAUCACUGGUAACAAGGCUCCUUCUUCCAUGCGCAAGACGAGCCAGGAGGAUGACAACCUGUCGGACUCGGGCCAUAACUCCAUGAGCAGUCUGCCGCCGUAUCGCCCCUCCUUUCGCCCAAACCUGGCUCACAUCAGCGCAUCUAUGGGCCACAUCAAUACUAUCGGCUCCCUGGACCGCACCUCUAUUAGCGCCAAAGCAGUUGGGUCAGGAGGCGGAGCCUUAGGGGAAACGCCAUGUCGGAGCAUGGCAACCCUCAGCCGCCUGGUGCCAUAUGGAGGGGAGGCUCCACCUCCUUAUGACUGGACCCUCUCCGUGUCUGUAGAGGAAGUGGUGCGGGAUCUGGAGGAGCGGCUGGUGGAGAAAGAACACGAGCUGAAGCAGAUGAGAAGAAACCUGGAUGAGAGCGAGGGCGCCAUCGCUCAGGUGUUUGAAGGCAAACAGCGUCUGUGGGAAAACGAGGUGGAGGAGCUGAAGCGCCUCUACGCUGCCAAGCUCCGGCAGGUUUCCCAGCAUGCCCAGCGAUCCCAGCAUGGUUUCCAGGUGCAGCUCUACAAGGUCCAGCAGGAGAAGAGCCGACUGCAAGAAGAGCUUGAGGGGCUUAAAAGAAGCCAGGAGGGCGGAAUCAAGGAGAAGCCAACUAGUCCGACCCUAGAGGAGACACAAUGGGAGGUUUGCCAGAAGUCUGGAGAGAUCUCCUUGCUCAAGCAGCAGUUUCGAGACUCUCAGGCUGAGGUGACCCACAAGCUGAGCGAGAUCUUCCAGCUCAAGACGCAGCUCCGGGAGACCCGCCUGGAGCUGCGCAACAGGGACAGCCAGGUAGAUGCGCUGAAGCUCAUCUUGCAUGGUUCCCAGCGUCACAGAAGACCCUCUCAGAGCACCAGCGACCACGGGAAAGGAGAUGAGAGCGUUUCGACUGGGGCAACAGGAGGGUCUGUAGGCCCGACAGAAGAGCGUCUGCGCGCCGAGCUACUACUGGAGCGGCGCCAGAGUGAGGCUCAGGCCGCGGCUUUCGAGGAGGAGAGGCAGACAUGGCAGACAGAGAAGGACAAGGUCAUCCGCUACCAGAAAGAGCUGCAGGCCAGCUAUUUAGAGAUGUGCCACCACAACGCAGAGCUGGAGAGGGAGGUGCAGCAGUUGAGAGCCGGCCAAGAGAAAGGAGAAGGAGGAGGAGGGGGGAGCAGAGACGGGACUUUGGAAAGAGAAGAGCAAGAGCUGAGGAGCAAAAUGGUAAAACAAGAGGACAGUCCACCCUGUGGUUUGCCAUGGAUUGACAGAAUGGAAUCCUCUGAAAUUUGAACAUGACGAUGAUGAGGCAGGCUGUGAGCAAAAGUUAGAAUAGGAAAACUUUUAGAUUCAAGUUAUAUUACGUGGCAACCAUGAUUGUACAAUUCCAAUGAAGCGGAGACGUUGUGUAAAAUGUAAAUAAAAACAGAAUACAAUCAUUUGCAAAUCCUUUUCAAAAUAUUGUAUAUUCAAUUGAAUACACAGCAAAGACAAGAUCCAUCCAUCCAUCCAUUUUCAACACCGCCAUGCUGUUGUAACAUGUGGGUUGGCAUUGUCUGAUUGAAAUAAGCAGGAACGUCCCUGAAAAAGACGUUUCUUGGAUGGCAGCAUAUGUUAUGUGUUUUUUGAGAAUUCCUCAACUUUCCCAGUCUUUUGUUGCCCCUAUCUGAGCUUUUUGGGAAUGUGGUGCAAACAUCAAAUUAAAAAUAAAAGAAUAUUUGCAACAACAAAAAAAUAAUAAUAAUCCAUCCAUCCAUUUUCUGAACCGCUUAUCCUGAAGCGGGUCGCGGAAGUGCUGGAGCCUAUCCCAGCUAACGUUAAUAAUGAUAAUGUUUAUUUGUUUGAACAUUAAAUAUCUUGUCUUUGUAGUGUAUUCAAUUGAAUAUAGGUUGAAAAUAAUUUGCAAAUCAUUGUAUUCUGUUUUUAUUUAUUUUGUACACAGUGUCCCAACUUGAUUAGAAUGGGGGUUUCUUCUCACCAAUCUAAGAUCUUCUUCCAUGAGGUGCUAACCUCCGCCAAUUCUCAACAAUCCACAUUGAAUCAGCAACACACUGCACACUACCUUUUUAGAUACCUGUGUACCUCCUUCAUAUGUUCUGGGAUUUUGUCAUUACAAUUCAUGCAUUAUCCACUAUAAAUAUAAGGAAAUUGUGGAUAUGAGUACUAUACUUCUGGCAUGAUAUUGCUCCAUAUACUCUUUGGGAGAGGUAAAACUUUGACAUUAAAAAAAGGAAAAAUACUGAAUAUUUCUACUUUUAAAUCACAGCCUUUCUAUUUUGUUGAUUGGAACGAAACAGUCUGAAACAACAGAAGACAGAAUUAUAAUCCUGCAGUAUACAGUAAGUCUUCCUAAAUGUGAAUCUGUACAUAAACAAAUGAUUGUUGUGAGAAAUGUUGUUGUUAUUCUACCUUUGUUGUACAGUUUUGACAAUAACCAAAGGAUUUUCAAGGGAUUUAGUUAGGGCCUGAAAAGCUUUUCCGGAUUCAGGGAGAAAAGCUGCAUGCUGAGGUUCGGUAUCAACAAGAACUGAUGUUUGGUGCCAAGAUUUAAUACUUUUUUUUGUGAAAACAGCCACUACGUAUUAAACAGAUUAUGUUGAAAGUGUAUUUUAUUUCUCAGUUUCAUGCCCGAUUGAUAUAUUUUGUAAAUAACUGGAUUGUCUUUCACAUCACUGUACUCCAAGCACACCAUUGAUAUUUCUUUCUAUUUAUGACACUGCCCUGCUUAAUGAUAUGAUUUGUUGUACUCUUCUGAACAAAAAUCCAGUGCAUGAUGAACUAUAUUUUUUACACAUAAAAGCAUUCAAAAGCCA